Messenger RNA from Polyodon spathula (Mississippi paddlefish), 1669 nucleotides. Its product is annotated as putative deoxyribonuclease tatdn3. The coding region runs from base 7 to 825 and encodes 272 amino acids. The record is from RefSeq and is a predicted model, not a curated record. The transcript has 10 exons. NCBI's taxonomy places the organism in Eukaryota, Metazoa, Chordata, Actinopteri, Acipenseriformes, Polyodontidae. Gene Ontology annotation, molecular function: hydrolase activity, acting on ester bonds.
GUAACAAUGGCUGCAGGAUUCAUCGACUGCCACUGUCAUAUUUCAGUGGAGGAGUUUGCCGAGGAUGUAGGAGAUGUCAUUAAAAGAGCUAAAGAGGCAGGAGUGAAGGCACUUGUUUCAGUUACAGAACAUGUUGAUGAAUUUGAAAAAGUAAUCCAGUUGCACAAAAGGUAUCCAGAUUUUGUGGUGCCAUGCUUUGGGAUUCACCCUGUUCAAGGCUGUGCUCCCCAACUGCAGCAGCACAGUGUAACAAUGCAGGAUCUGGAACCUGCCCUGCCUUUCUUUCAGAAGUACAAAAAUGAAAUAGCUGCAGUUGGUGAGAUUGGCCUUGACUUUACACCUUGGUAUGCACCUCAUUCUGAACAGCGUGAUGAACAACAGAAAGUUUUCAGAUCACAACUGGAUAUUGCCAAGCAGCUUGGUUUGCCAGUAAAUGUGCACUCCCGUUCAGCAGGAAGACAGACCAUUACCGCUCUUAAAGAGCAAGGAAUUCAGCAUGCCUUGUUACAUAACUUUGCUGGGAAGCCUUCGGUUGCUUUGGAGGGAGUACAGGCUGGCUAUUUCUUCUCCUUCCCUCCUGCCAUCUCUAGAAAUGAGCAGCGUGUUCUACUGGUUAAACAAAUUCCACUGGAACACAUUUGCCUAGAAACAGAUUCACCAGCUCUUGGACUAGACAAAGAGGUACGAAAUGAACCAAAGAACAUCACCAUUUCUUGUGAGUACAUUGCUAAAGUGAAAGGUGUUACACCAGAGAGAGUUGCUGAAAUUACAACUCAGAACGCUUUAAAACUGUUUCCUAGAAUUCACAGAACUGUGAAAUUGUGAAAUGCCUACAGGAAGCCUUGUGAUCUAUUACUUGUGUGAAGGAGCAUGGAAAAAGAAUGGAUUGAAUGCAAAUCAUUAAAAACACCAAAGUGCCAAAAGGCCUUUUUAAAUCCUUCUUUUACCGUGUUUCUGUUUCCAUCAACAAAAAAAGAUGAACACUACAGGGAUCAUUUUGCAGUUACUAGGGACAAAAUUCAUCAAGCAGAACAUAAUACAUCAGGUUAAAGUACACAUGAAGAGAAAACAGAUUCAACAUAAAAUGUUGUGAAAAUAAAAAGACAGAUAUCAUAAUGUAUUACUGUAAUGAAAUAUGUAUAUGUCUGUAUGCGUUGUGAAGAUGUGAGUGAGUAUAGGUAUCUAAAAUUGUACAGAAAAUGUAUCAUACAAGCCUAGACUACAAAGUAAUGCAGCAACGUAGUUUGGCUUGUAUCCUUAGUAAAUUGUAUCAGUGUUUGCCAUGCACAAUUUAGGAAGUGGGCUUCAAAAUCUAACGCCACUUCAGUUUGACAUGUGACCUGGCUGACUUAUGUGUGAUUUUAGGGUUCAGGAUACCUACUGUUUUGAGAUAAUGCAUUCUUCAUAUUUUGUACGAGGGGUGAGGUUACUUUAACCUCAGUAAAAUGGAACUGCUGUUUUAACAUUUGGUAAAUAGUUGUAUUCUGUGAUUUUCUGAGUUAAGUUCCAUUGCCAGUGUUACCCAGUAAUAAUUAACAUGUAUGUAACAAAAUAGCAACAUGCUAACAAGCAAUUGUGAAUCUUCAGUUUGAAUAGGAAUGCAGCAAUUCAUGUACAAUGUAUUUAAACUUGAAUUAUUGUAUUUGUAUUUAAAACAUGCAUUAGCAUA